Molecule: messenger RNA, 2607 nt
Organism: Caenorhabditis remanei
Lineage: Eukaryota; Metazoa; Nematoda; Chromadorea; Rhabditida; Rhabditidae
Exons: 6
Coding region: 1-2607 (868 amino acids)
Biological process (GO): chromatin remodeling
Cellular component (GO): nucleus
Molecular function (GO): histone H3K9 demethylase activity; histone H3K36 demethylase activity
Source: RefSeq, a predicted model, not a curated record
AUGCCGGACGAGCCGAGCACAUCUUCUGGGCCAUUAACCCCCGGUGAUGUGUAUUUCUCACCAAGCCCUUCCCAUGAAGAUGAUGACUUCGAUACUAUUUUCACAGAUGGGCGAACUCCAGUGGCGAUAUCCCCUAACCACUUAAAAAAUCAUCCCCUCCACAAGCCAACUGGAACAUCGGAAGUGUUAACAUUCUAUCCAACUAUGGAAGAGUUCAGAGAUUUCAGUCGAUACAUCAGAGUGAUUGAACAGAAAGGAGCACAUUUAAAUGCUGGAAUCGCUAAAAUUGUUGCUCCUGAAGGGUGGACACCGAGACCUUCAAAAAAAGAUUUUUCUGAUGUAGACAACUAUGAAAUAACACAACCAGCUCGUGAGACAAUCGAAGCAAUGGAAAAGCCAGGAGCUUUCUUCAAGCGGAACGUAACAUGCCGUCGAAAAAUGCCAGCUCGUGAAUUUCGGGACAUGGCUCUCUCAGCUCAAUACCGUAAUCCAAAACCGAAUUUGGAAGGAAUUGAUAUCGAGAAGCAUUAUUUUCAAAAUAUCCUCGAAGGAGAGCCCAUUUACGGUGCUGAUACAGAAGGGAGUUUCUACGAUAAGGAAACCAAUGAAUUUAAUAUGAAUCGUCUCGGAACACUUCUCGAUAAUACAAAUCUCAAAAUCAAAGGUGUAAACACGGUAUAUUUGUAUUUUGGAAUGUACAAAACAACAUUUCCAUGGCAUGCUGAAGAUAUGGAUCUGUAUUCUAUUAACUUCCUUCACUUCGGAGCACCAAAAUACUGGUUUGCAAUCAGUUCCGAACACGCAGAUCGGUUCGAACGUUUUAUGAGUCAACAGUUUCCUUAUCACAAUGAGGCUCAUUGCAAAGCCUUUUUGCGACAUAAAACAUUUAUUGUUACUCCUGAACUUCUCCGAUCAGCAAACAUUCCAUACGCAACAAUGAUACAACGUCCUAAUGAGUUUAUCAUAACCUUCCCACGUGGUUAUCACAUGGGAUUCAACCUAGAUUACAAUCUUGCUGAAUCCACGAAUUUCGCCACUCAAAGAUGGAUCGACUAUGGGAAAGAUGCCGUUCUUUGUGGUUGUAGCAAAGAUUCAGUGAAAAUAGAUAUGGCUCCUUUUAUGGAAAUGUAUAGACCAGAUGAACAUUCGGCAUGGAUUACAUAUUGGUAUGGUGAUGAACGAUCUGAAUGGGUUCCAAAAAAGAAAGAAACGAAUAAGAAACGACAGCGUGCAAUUCCUUGUGUGACGCCUGCAAAAAGAGCUCGCCUGGCAGCAUCUGAUGGAUCAUGUUCCGAUGGCUCUUCUGGGUGUGAAACCGAAGAAUCAUCUUUCAUGCGUUCUCUUCCGGGAUACAGUAUGUCCAACUACCAAUUAAGAUCAGACAGUGAUGGAAUGCUGCGAAAGUAUAAAACAAAUACAAAAGAACUACGCUCAGACAGAAUUGAUUUUUUCAAAGAGCGGCAGUAUAACAGCGGAAGAACCCCCGAGUGGCCGCACUGUUCAGUGUGUCAAUACUUUCAGCCGCUUCAUAUGAUGGCCAUAAACGAAACUGUGCCUCACUCAUCACGUCGUCUGAUUCCUACUUCAUGUUUUUCAAAAACAAGUGAAGAAGAUGAGAAAGAUGAGGUUACUUUUGAUCGGUUACUUCAAUGUUCAAACUGCGAAGUCACUGUCCAUUCAAAAUGUUGUUCCGGUGAUCAACCGAAUUCUGAUGAAAAGUGGCGAUGUCCUAGAUGUCGGAAUAAAACAGACGUUGAAAUACGAACUGCAUCUUGUCAACUUUGUCAACUUCGUGGUGGUGCACUUAUUCCAUGCCAAAUCGGGAAAGACUCCACAUGGGUGCAUGUGAUAUGUGCUCUAUUCAACCGACGAGCUGUUUUCAAUAACCCGGACGGACCAUCAGCAUGUUUUGUUGAGCCAUCUCCACGACAGCAAUCAGAGACUUCUUCGAUGCCGCCUUUGCCUGAAGAAUAUCGUUCAGAACACGGAGAUAUGUUCGAACAUUCAAGAUGGGAAUGUGUUGUGUGUCAUCGAACGGACGUAGGACUGAUACCAUGUGCCCAUUGUAUCGAGGAAGACAAACCAGUGAUUCCUGCUUUAGCUCAUAUCACAUGUGCUCGUCGUGUCGGUUUUGUUUGUGAAGUAAGGGAUUUUCCACGUGGAGCUGUCAUGAUUUGUCAGAAACACGAACAUUCCUACUUGAUCAACAAAUCACUACAAGAUUAUACCAAUAUUAAAGUUGGCGAUAAUGUAUAUGUAGAAGAGGAACAAUGUUCCAGUGGUACGAAACAUUUCUUGUCUGGAAAGAUCCUCCGAGUUGAUAAAAAAGCUACAGUUGUCGUCGAUUUUCUUGACAAUAGUUGCAGUAGAGACAAUCUUGUAGAGGACAUUCAAUCGUGUGAAUGUCUCUAUUGUGAAAAUGGAGAUCAUCAAUACGGUGCCAGGGUCAAAGUUGUUUGGGACGACAAAAAAGUAUACGACGCAUAUUUCCGAGGCAAAGGAGUUAUGAGUGAAUAUACGAUAAAACUGGAUGGUGGUCCUGAGGUAAAAUGUCCUCGAAAUAAAAUAAAAUCGAAGAAAGAAUAUAAGAAUUCUAAUAAAACCUAA